AUGGUCAGAACAAACGACAUGCAGAGACCCAGAGCUAUUGACCUAACUCGUUGCCCCAUCCACAAUUCCCAAAAGCCCAUUACUUAGCCAAUCCCGCGUAACAAUUCGUGAACAUUCCCCCCAAAACCACGCUUUUAUGGCCGCCAUUUCGACGCGCUCCUCCGCCUGCGGGAAUCCCUCCUUCUCCCGGCCAUCGCCGCUCCGCCUCCGGAAUCCUCCGGCAAGCCUCUCCACCGUGAGGCUGCGACGCUUGGCCCCCGUCUCCUGCACCCUCACGCGCGACCCGUUCACGAUGAACUCCGCCUCGACUAGCGCAAACGCGGGGCUUGCCCUUCGGCCAGACUCGUUCGGUCGCUUUGGUCGCUUCGGUGGGAAGUACGUCCCUGAAACCCUAAUGCAUGCCCUUACCGAGCUCGAGUCCGCUUUCAAAUCCCUUUCCCAGGACCAGAACUUCCAGAAAGAACUGGAUGGGAUCCUUAGGGAUUAUGUUGGGCGAGAAAGUCCACUAUACUUUGCUGAAAGGCUUACAGAUUAUUACAAACGUGCUAAUGGUGAGGGCCCACACAUAUACUUAAAGAGGGAAGAUCUGAAUCAUACUGGUGCACACAAGAUCAACAAUGCUGUUGCACAAGCUUUACUUGCCAAGCAUCUAGGGAAGAAACGCAUCAUAGCUGAGACUGGAGCUGGUCAGCAUGGAGUUGCAACUGCUACAGUAUGUGCCAGGUUUGGUUUGGAUUGCGUCAUCUACAUGGGCUCACAAGAUAUGGAGAGGCAGUCUCUCAAUGUUUUCCGUAUGCAACUUCUGGGAGCUGAGGUUAGAGCAGUUCAUUCUGGAACUGCAACACUGAAGGAUGCGACUUCAGAGGCCAUAAGGGACUGGGUGACUAAUGUUGAGUCAACCCAUUAUAUUUUGGGGUCUGUUGCUGGUCCACAUCCCUACCCAAUGAUGGUUAGAGAUUUUCAUGCUGUUAUUGGCAAAGAAACAAGGAGGCAAGCAAUGGAAAAAUGGGGUGGAAAGCCAGAUGUGCUGGUCGCUUGUGUUGGUGGUGGCUCAAAUGCAAUAGGACUCUUCCAUGAGUUUAUUGAUGAUGGAGAUGUGAGGUUGAUUGGUGUUGAGGCUGCAGGAUAUGGACUAGACAGUGGAAAGCACGCUGCAACCUUGACAAAAGGAGAGGUGGGAGUGUUGCAUGGGGCAAUGAGUUAUUUAUUGCAGGAUGAUGAUGGACAAAUAAUUGAACCUCAUUCUAUUAGUGCCGGUCUGGAUUAUCCUGGUGUUGGGCCGGAGCACAGUUAUCUGAAAGACAUGGGACGUGCUGAAUAUUAUAGUGUUACUGAUGAGGAGGCUCUGGAAGCUUUCAAGCGGUUGGCUCGGUUGGAAGGUAUCAUCCCAGCUCUUGAAACUUCACAUGCUUUGGCCUAUCUUGAAGCGCUUUGCCCGAACCUACCAGACGGCACAAAAGUUGUCAUUAACUGCAGUGGACGAGGGGACAAGGAUGUUCAUACCGCGAUAAAAUAUCUGCAACUCUGAUGAUGCUUAAAAGGAGGACGAACUGUCCUAAAUUACCAGAAGAUGAAGCAAUAUUAUCGAUAAGGAUAAGGCGAGCGAUCUCUUGUUUCACCAGCCCAUUUAAUAUUAUGCUUUAUUUUGCUUGUCAGACCUGUUUUUCUUUUAAUUUUUUUUUUUUUUAAGAACUUGUAGUUUAUCCUUCGUCAAGGGAACGAAAGUUUGGAAAAAUGAAGGUGAAACUGCAUGACAAAAGUUGGAAAAGAAUAAAGGUGAAACUGCAUGAGGUUCAAAUUGACCCUCCAAUGCACUCUGCUCA
Molecule: messenger RNA, 1823 nt
Organism: Dioscorea cayenensis subsp. rotundata (Guinea yam)
Lineage: Eukaryota; Viridiplantae; Streptophyta; Magnoliopsida; Dioscoreales; Dioscoreaceae
Product: tryptophan synthase beta chain 1-like
Biological process (GO): L-tryptophan biosynthetic process
Cellular component (GO): cytoplasm
Molecular function (GO): tryptophan synthase activity
Source: RefSeq, a predicted model, not a curated record